Molecule: messenger RNA, 1017 nt
Organism: Acanthosepion pharaonis
Lineage: Eukaryota; Metazoa; Mollusca; Cephalopoda; Sepiida; Sepiidae
Source: the annotation of a GenBank genome assembly
AUGUUGCCACUAAAGAAUCAGUUCCUUGACGAGUUCACAAAUAACCAACAUUUAUUUAUUUCUCUUCAUCCGAUUUUUAUCGGCCGUCGGAGGAGCUGGAGGUUUUGGUGCGCUCCUUGUAUAUGUAACAGAAAUUACAUCCAUGAAGUAUCGAUCCCGACCAGCACUGGCAAUACAAAUUGGGUUUCCUGUUGCUUUUGUUUUGAUUUCUCUGAUCGCGUACUUCAUAAGAGUUUGGAGACUAUUAAUGAUCGUCAUCUCAGUACCAUUAAUACCAUUGGCAUUAUUAACGAUAUGGCUUGUCCCAGAGUCGCCCCGUUGGUUGAUGAGUCGGAACAUGGAAUAGAAAUAUCUAAAAGCAAUAACAGAAACGUCAAAUUAUGGAAAAUAUUCACCGUUCGAGCCCUUCUGAAAAAAACUUUAGUUAUGAUGUUCAACUGGGGAACAAUGAUAUUCGUUUACUACGGAUUGACUUUGAACAUCGGUGUCCUGGCGGGUAACGUUUAUUUGAAUUUAGUUCUGAAUUCCAUCGUCGAAAUCUCAGUGAUUCUUUUCGCUGUCAUCGUUGUGGAUCGCUUUGGAAGAAAGAAAUUGACACUUUCCUUCAUGGCUAUCAGUGGUAUAACUGGUAUUCUUACCCUCUUCCCAUAUCUGUACGCAUCAAAGGAUCAGUACUGGACGAUAACGGCGCUGACCACAUUUAGUAGAAUGUGUGUAUCAGGAGCUUCUUCAAUUAUCUAUCUUUAUACCUGCGAACUUUAUCCUACAUGCAUUCGAAAUUCAUCAGUGGGAUUUUUCGGCGCCUUUGCGAGGGUUGGAGGCGUUCUCUCACCAUACAUCAUGGACAUUUCAUCAUUGGUUCCUGGUCGGGUGGGUAAAAGUCUCCCUUUGAUGUUGAUGGGAAUUACAUGCUUCGUGUCUGGGAUUUUACUUAUCUUUCUACCUGAAACAACUAACAAACCGAUGCAAGAUACUCUUGACGAGUUGACAAAAAGCAAGCAUACAAAUAACAGGUAA